AUGGAGAAUUUGGAAGAUAGAUUUCAUCCAGAACAGUCACAUUCUUCACUAUCUAUUGAAACAGUAAUGGAAGUAUGUGAAGAAGAAUCAGAAGAAUAUGAUAACGAAUUAACCUUGACAGCAGACAAUGAUUUAUCCAAAGUCGUUAGAGAUGUUUUAAAGUCAGAUCUUUACCAAGAAGCGUUAAAACAAGGAAACAACAAUGACGACAAUAAUAAUCCACCCAUAGAACCAACACCUAAACGAGUACCAAGAUGUUCGGAUAUCUGGUAUAAAUUAAUUAAACCUAUCUUUGAUAGUAUAAUGGAAAAAGCAACUUGGCCUAUGGCAAAGCAAGUCCUUAAGGCUUCUGUUGCUUACUGGCUUGCCUUUGUUAUUGACCUUAUUGUCCCUGCAAUGCAGGAAUUAGGCCCUUAUACCUUCUUGGCAGUCGUAAUGGUCUGUUACUUUCAACCUUCAAGAACAUUUGGAUCCUUAUGGGAGAGCGCAGGUUGGGGAAUCGUUGGAGCUUGCUUAGCUACGUUAUGGUCAUUUUUAGGUAUUAAAAUAUCUCAAGCAAUACGUGGUGAUGAAAUAUUUAGUAUUCCUGCUAUGUUAGUCAAUUUAUCAUUCUUGGCUAUUGGUACAUUUGUUUUAUCAUAUGAUAAAAUUAAAUGGCAACCUAUGCGUUAUGGAUCAAUUAAUGCUAUAAUGAUUAUGAGUCUUAGCUUGACAUUAUCAUAUGUUACACCUGAAAAUACAAAUCGAAUAUUGAAAAAUUUGCUUAUACCGAUGUUAAUUGGACCUGCAUGUUCAUUUGUGGUUAAUAUAACGUUAUGGCCAGAGAAUGCUACUACUAAUUAUAUACCCUGCCUUCAUAAUACACUUCAAAGUUUUAUUGAUUUGCUUGAACAUGAAACGAAUUAUUUUCUUUAUGAUCAUUCGUAUAAUAGGAAUACAAGGAAUAGAAUUUCCGAAUUAUUUCGAGUUGUACAAGAUAAUGUUUUUAAUCUUGAUAUAGCAAAAAAAGAUGCACAACAUGAAGUAUCAUAUUCAAAGAUUGGACCGGAAGAUUUAUUAGAUAUAAAUAAAAUAGUAAAAUCGUUGCAUAUGAUAUUAGAAGGAUUAGCAUUAAGUGGAGUUAUUGAAGAAGAAUUAAUAAAAGAUAGACGAGAAGGAACAAUUGAAAUUAGAAUUGAAGAUAAAUGUGAACAAGCAUCGAUUUUAGAUCAAGUAACUUUAAAUACAUAUGUUGAUGAACCAUCACCAUUAUCAGUUGGAACAUCAACGGGAAGUGAAGAAGAUUUAAAAAAACUUUUAGAAAUUAUUCGACCUAUUUGUAAGGAACUUUCACAAACAUGUCAAAUUUGUUUAGCAGAUUGUAUGAUACGUGUUGAACAUUUAAAACAUAAUUGUCGAGACCCAUGGUAUAGAAAUAUAUGGCCAUUUAAUCUUAAAGCGACACCAAGUCAUAAUCAAAAUGUACUUGAAGAUCCUAUGGGAGAUCUUCAAGCUGCUUUAACAAAAUUUGAGAAUGCACGAGUUGAAGGGUUAUAUAGAUUAUUUUCAGAUAAAGAAUUUAUUAGUCCAUUACCACAAAGAUCAUUACUUUUAAUACUUUUAUUCGAAAAUAAUCUUAAAACAUUUGCAGAAGAUUUAAGUUUAUUAGUAGGAACUAUAAAAAUAUUAGGAAAUCAAAGACAAUCCAAGAAAUUUUGGCAUCCACCAAUACCAUUUUUCAAACGUACAAGAGACGUAGGAGGAACUGAAGAAGAACAUUUAAAAUUUUUCGAAUCUAAUACUAGACAAGAUGAAAAAGAAGAGAUUGAAAAUGAAAUAUUAUUUGAUCCUGAUGUGACACAACCUACUACAAAAUUUCAACGAUUUUGGUAUAAAUUAUGGUUGAUUAGAAAUUGGUUUAAUAGUAUUUAUGCUAGAUUCGCAAUUAAAAAUGCAUUGUGGGCAGUCAUUAGUGCAGUUCUUUCUUUUUCACCUACUACUGGAGGAGCUGUACUUCAAUUUUUUGGUCGUCUUUUAGGAUCGAUUGUAGGAGCCACGACUGCUAUAAUCACGUGGGAAAUAACACAAGGCAACGUUUAUGGACUCGCAUGUUUACUUUUCGUAUUUUCAUUACUCCUUUGGUUCAUAUAUUUGAAUGCCAAAGUGUGGACAGUUGGAGGAGUUAUUAUGUUGGUUAAUUUUGCACUAGUCCUUACAAAUGUUUAUCAAGCUCAUAAUGGAAUGGGUAUUGUUAGCGAAACGGCCUUUAGUAUUGCGGCAAAGCGAACAAGUGCGGUAGGACUUGGUAUUACAUCAGUUUUCAUUAUGAAUAUGAUACCUUGGCCACAUACAGGAAGAGUUGAAGUUCGACGACGUCUUGCACGAACAAUAUCCGAUAUUUGUGUUUUAUAUUCAAUGACAAUUUCAUCAUUGUUACAUGAGAAAAUGGGUUCAAGAACAAAACCAUUCCGUAAAUUAGUUAGUAAAAUAAAUCGAUCAAUAACGAUAGAAAGGUUAUUACUCUCACGUACAAAAUAUGAACCACCACUUCGUGGAAACUUUCCGAUAGAAAAAUAUAACCGAAUUAUAGAAAUUGUAGAACAUAUGGUUUGUCUUGUUGGAGGAUUAGAACAUAUAUUAUGUGAAUUGAGUGGAACAGAAUGGAAGGUAGAAUUAGCAGAUGUAUUUAAUCCAACCAAAUGUCAUUAUAUAACACAUAUAUUAACAACAUUUCAUAUAUUAUCGACGGCAUUGGAAAACAAAGUUCCUUUACCACCAUAUAAUAUAAUUGCAUCAGGGGAUACAAAGUUUGGGAAAGUAGGAUUAGGUAGUAGGAUAUCAGGAAGGAUCAGGAGAACUGCAUCAGAUCUAACAAAAGAAGAUUUGGAAACUCAUGCAUUUGUUUGUUACUGUGCCUAUUUGAUAAAAACAAGCCAUCUUGUUAAUGAAUUGUUAAAACUAGUUUAUGUUAUUAAGCAAUUAGUUGGAGUUAACAAGUAUGUUAAGGAGUUGAUACAAUUUUAA
Cetraspora pellucida is the source of this 3003-nucleotide messenger RNA. The record is from the annotation of a GenBank genome assembly. Lineage: Eukaryota; Fungi; Glomeromycota; Glomeromycetes; Diversisporales; Gigasporaceae.